This is a messenger RNA of Fusarium pseudograminearum CS3096, 2436 nucleotides long. RefSeq lists its product as uncharacterized. The transcript is spliced from 5 exons. NCBI's taxonomy places the organism in Eukaryota, Fungi, Ascomycota, Sordariomycetes, Hypocreales, Nectriaceae. Gene Ontology annotation, biological process: DNA replication initiation; DNA strand elongation involved in DNA replication; DNA replication. Bases 1 to 2436 code for a protein of 811 amino acids. The record is from RefSeq and is a predicted model, not a curated record. Gene Ontology annotation, molecular function: single-stranded DNA helicase activity; single-stranded DNA binding; ATP binding. Gene Ontology annotation, cellular component: MCM complex; nucleus.
AUGGCUCUACGUGAGUUUAAGGCGCCUGUCAGCUAUGAGAAGCAGCAACAUGCCUUUCAGGAGUUUUUGACAGGAUUCAAGACAUCGCCCGAGCAAACAAUCACAACUGCGCUGGGAAAUAUCACAAUCGGAGAAGAUGAUUUCGAGGAUGACUUGAUGGACGAGGAUGGACAGGACGUGAACCAAGGUCAACAAGCCAAGGAGCGCCGUUCUCCCCAGUACAAGUACAAGAAUAUGCUGCAGCAACUGUCCGAUCGAACAAUCGACGAGGCGACAAUAGAUCUCGAUGAUCUAUCAACAUGGGAGAGUCAAGCCUUCGAGGGUGAGGAGAGUCUCAGGCUUGUGGAUUCCAUUGAGAUGAACACAAAGCACUACGUCGAAAUUUUUUCCAGGGCAGUGGACGAAGUACUACCUCCAGCAAGUGCAGAUACAACUUUCAAGGAUGAUGUUCUCGACGUCUUGAUGGCUCGACGACAGGCCCGCAACCGAGAGCUUGAUGAGGCUGCUGAACGUGACCCGACUGCUGCAGACGACAAGUUCCCUGCAGAACUCACCCGCAGAUACACUCUUGUCUUCAAGCCUCGAUCUGGCACCUCAAGCCAGCCUUCAAAGGCACUAGCAGUACGGCAAGUACGCGGUGACCACUUGGGUCAUCUGAUCACCGUUCGCGCAAUUGCUACUCGGGUCUCCGAUGUCAAACCCAUUGUGCAAGUCAGCGCAUACACCUGCGACAGAUGUGGUUGUGAAAUCUUCCAGCCUAUCACUGAUAAGCAAUAUGGUCCCUUGACUAUGUGUCCUUCAGAAGACUGUAAACAGAACCAGGCCAAGGGUCAACUCAACCCCUCUUCAAGAGCCUCCAAGUUCUUGCCUUUCCAGGAAGUCAAGGUCCAAGAAAUGGCUGAGCAGGUUCCUAUAGGUCAGAUUCCUCGCAGCCUUACAGUUUUCUGCCACGGAACGCUUGUCAGACAGAUCAACCCUGGUGAUGUUGUUGAUAUUUCGGGCAUUUUCCUCCCCACUCCUUACACAGGAUUCAAGGCCAUGAAGGCCGGUCUACUCACCGACACUUAUUUGGAGGCACACCACGUCCUUCAGCACAAGAAGGCUUAUAGCGAAAUGAUCGUUGAUCCCACGUUGGUCCGUCGUAUCGAGAAGUACCGCCAGACCGGCCAGGUUUACGAGCUUCUCGCCAAGUCGAUUGCCCCCGAGAUUUUCGGACAUCUUGAUGUCAAGAAAGCCCUUCUGCUGCUUCUUAUCGGUGGUGUGACAAAGGAGAUGGGAGACGGUAUGAAAAUCCGUGGUGACAUCAACAUCUGCCUGAUGGGUGACCCUGGUGUGGCCAAGUCUCAGCUUCUCAAGUAUAUUUCAAAGGUUGCCCCUCGUGGCGUCUACACAUCUGGCCGUGGAAGCAGUGGUGUCGGUCUUACCGCUGCCGUAAUGCGAGAUCCCGUCACCGAUGAAAUGGUCCUUGAAGGUGGUGCUCUUGUUCUCGCCGAUAACGGAAUCUGCUGUAUCGAUGAAUUCGACAAGAUGGACGAGACUGACCGUACCGCCAUCCACGAAGUUAUGGAACAGCAGACCAUUUCCAUCUCAAAGGCCGGCAUUUCCACCACCCUGAACGCCCGUACCUCCAUUCUCGCUGCCGCUAACCCUGUCUACGGACGUUACAACCCUCGCAUCUCUCCAGUUGAGAACAUCAACCUACCUGCCGCACUCUUGUCCCGUUUCGAUAUCCUUUUCUUGCUUCUUGAUACCCCUACCCGCGAAACAGAUGAGCAGCUUGCUAAGCACGUUACUUUUGUGCACAUGAACAGUCGGCACCCCGACAUCGGCACUGAUAACGUGGUUUUCAGCCCUCACGAGGUGCGGUCCUAUAUUGCCCAGGCCAGGACCUAUCGACCUGUUGUCCCUGCGAACGUGUCAGAGUAUAUGAUCAAGACAUAUGUGCGCAUGCGAGACCAGCAGCAGCGUGCUGAGAAGAAGGGCAAGCAGUUCACUCAUACCACACCCCGUACCCUCCUGGGUGUUGUCCGUUUGGCCCAGGCCCUGGCACGCCUACGAUUCAGUAACGAGGUUGUCCAAGAUGAUGUUGACGAGGCCCUUCGACUAGUCGAGGCUAGCAAGGAAAGUCUUAACAACGAACUCGAUGCUGGGCGUCGCAACAUGAAACCCACGGACAGGAUCUAUAACUUGGUCAAGAAUCUGGCUGAAACUGGUCAAUGCCGCCCUGACGACGCUGCGGAUGAUGAAGACCUGGGUAUUGAGCUGAGCAUGAGCAAGGUCAGGGACCGGGUCUUGGCCCGAUUCACCCUUGACCAGUGGCAAGACGCUCUUCAUGAACAUACCUCAGUUUUGAAUGUUUGGCAAACCACUGGCAACGGUGCCAGACUGGUAUUUGUGGUCGUCGGUGGCGAGAAUCAAAACGACGAUGACUUUUAA